Messenger RNA from Toxoplasma gondii ME49, 4434 nucleotides. RefSeq lists its product as hypothetical. The coding region runs from base 1 to 4434 and encodes 1477 amino acids. The transcript has 9 exons. The record is from RefSeq and is a predicted model, not a curated record. NCBI's taxonomy places the organism in Eukaryota, Apicomplexa, Conoidasida, Eucoccidiorida, Sarcocystidae.
AUGGCGGGUGACCUCGUCUCCUUUCUUUCUGCCGCUGGUGACGAGAUCUUGAUUCUUAUUCAUCUUUUUCUUCACAGCUCUCAAACGUCACAAGCCCCCUCUGCGCCCUCUCUUCCCUCUGUUUCUUCUCUCUCAACACCCGCUGUGCCUCCCUCUUCGCACUCUCAUCUUUCGCAUCACUCGUUUCUUCCCUCCUCUUCUCUGGAUCGCCAGAGUUUCUCCCCUGCAUCUCCCUUCACAACUCUCUGUCCACUGGCGCCUCUGAGUCUCGCGUCGCGACCUCUUCUGCGUCUUCUCUCCGACGCUUCAGCUGCCUCGUGGACUCUGACGCUUCCCCUUCCGCACUUCUUCCUCCCUUCUUCGGUCGCGGCUUUCUGUCCUUCCGCCGCUGCAGGCGCCCUCGCGCCCGCCUCUCAGCUGUCUCUCGUCUCGCCGCCGUUAUCCUCGAAGAGGCACUGGGAAGAAGGUGAUACUGAAGCUGCUGCCGCGCGGCCCCAGGGAGAGGAAGGGCAAGGAAGGAGAGGCGCGGUGUCCUCUCCUGCGCGGCCCAAAGGGUGGAGACAGCAGCCGGGGAACCUCCCCUCGACGGGAGACACAAAAGAGUGCGAAGACUUUGUCGAUCGCCACAGAGAAGACCCAGGUGGAGAAGAAGCGAACGAUGGCGACAGAUGCAGGAGAUCUCCGGGAGUUCGCCCCCCGGAUAGAUCCACCCAGACUGACUACUCGCCUGCCAACCAAGUCGAGGUGUAUGUAUACCUCAGGGAGGCCGCGGCUAGCGCGGCGUCUGCGGCGAGAGCGCAGAGUCCUGUCGCUCGCCUGGCGGUCGCAGAUGUGGACAGGACGUCUGCAACUCGUCAGCGAGGAGAGACAGAGUCCGAAAGACUGUCCAGUCGACCUCCGUCCUCCGUUCUCGUCGCCUUUGAACACCCUGCAGGCACCCCGGGGACAGGUGUACGUACACCCUAUACACCCUACUCGCUCUGCUGCUACGUCCGCAACUUGGAAUUCCACUGGCGCCGUUUUUCGCGGCGAGCAGGCGCGUUUCCUAUGCACGCGAAUGCUUGUCGUUCACGUCCUUUGUCGGAGUAUUUUUCUUCAAGAAAAAAAGAGGACUCCAGACGACUCCCGAAGAACGGACACCCGCGGGAAAGGACCCGCUCAACAGAGAUACCGGAACGGGUCCAAAGCCGCGCCCCCCCGCCAGACGCUUCUCUCCUCCUCUCCUCAUCGGGCACCUGGCUCGUCCUCGUCCUCACAAACUCUGUUGCUCAUCCCCUCUUGAGUCUCUGGCGUCUUCCUUCUUCCUCUUCCUCUCUCUCAACUUCUUCUCCCUCUCUGUCUCCUUCUUCUUCCUCGCUCUCUUCUGCCGCAGGUUGUGGCAGUUCGGAGUCCCUGGUGUCUCUGCAGACGCCUCGUCUCGACCGCGUUUCGGCCUUGUGGCGCCGCGAGGAGACUGAAGCGUUCAGAGCGGAGUGCGAGGACCCCGUACUCGUCGCGUACUCUUCGUUGCCUUUGCAUGCAUCCUCUUGCGGUGGGAAGCCGGCAGACGAGGAUGUCCCGCGGAGAGAACAAAGAGACAGGGCCGCCCUUUGCGCGACAAUUGAGAGCGAGCAUUGCCCUCCUCUUCUCUGUCUGGGGGAGACGCGUCUCGUUCUGCACAGAGGAACCAAGGUCUCGCUCUUCCGUCUCCCCUCUCUGUCUAUCGUCUCGGAGUUGUUUCCACCCUUCGUCGCCAGCGCCUCUGCGGCAGACUUCCUCUCGCUCUCUCUGUCUGCUGCGCCCACUGCUUCUCGCUCGUCAUCUCCGCCGCCGCGUCGCUUAGAGUCUGUCGUCUUCCUUCUCGGGUGGUGUGCGCCUCAGAGAGGCCGCGACAGUCUCUGCUGGUUCCGCCUAGACCUCUACAGCGCCCGCGACGGCCGGCAGGUUCUCCUCGCUGUGCCGCCAAGAGGCGGCGUGAAGACAGCGUCUCCUUUCUCGCCGUUCGCGGCUUCGGACGCUCAGCCUCUGCCUUCCAACGCGUUCUCAUCCGAGCGAAACGGAGAGGACGAAGAGGCGCAGAGGGAAAUCUGCGAGUCGCUAAAACUCGCUGGCCAACUCCCGAGCUCGUGGCACCUCUGGAGCAACGACCAGUUCAUCGUCGCCAUGCAGAGACACUGCUACCAGACACCGCGUCCAAAUGCUCCAGCAGAGGAAGAAGAAGAGAGAGAAGAAGAGAGCGAAGAGGAGGAAGCUUUCGCCGAAGAACCUCGGGAAGUUGCUGCGCGGGGAGGAGAGGAGAGCGUGUGGAGGAGGGCGACGGAGCAAGAGCAGAGAGAAAUGAAAAUCAGGAAGAAGAGGCUGUACACUGUCGUGUUUUGGCGCAUUCACGGGCUGUACAGACACCGGAGAGGCGGGAAGACAGAGCAGCCUCCGACGCCAGACGCACCAGACCGUCUGCUUCGCCUCCGCGACGGAAGAAAGUCAAACGUAGACAAGGGAGGGCGCCACCGCGAACUGAAGGAGCUGACGCGAGCAGAACAAGAAGAAGACAGAGGACGAGAAGAAGAGGGCGACAACAGAGAACAAGCAGGAGAGAGAAAAGAAGCAGCAGGAGAGGAAACAGCAGAGAGAGAAGAAGAGGAUCGCCUGCUGAUGGUUCUUGGUCGUAAACAAUACCGCAUCGCAGGCCGGUGGGGGUGUGCGGUGGGCGCCCUUGUGGAGGACCUCUUGCUCUGGUCGCCCAGCGAAAGUCUCGAACUCCACAUCACGCGGCUGGCGCGUGAGAAGAGACAGCAGAGCUCCUCGUCACUUCCGCGCGACUCGCGAAGGGCAGAAAAUGCGACAGACUGGCACACGAACCUUGAGGCCCUGCCAGGACUCGCCGCAGAGUUUGGAGGCUUUUCCGCGCUCGCGGUCUCUCCAGUUGCGCCUCUGCAUCCGCUGCCGCCUUUGGCGUUGCCGGACUUCGGGGCGUCGCCAGUGGCCAAGGAGAGAGAGCGGAGAAGCAGUCUUUCCAGUGAGUCCAGGCGCGCGACGACAGACGACUGGGCGUCUUCGCACUCGCCUUCCUCUGACUCAGACGCGACAGACUUCUCUGUCCUCUCUGCCUCGCUGUUUUCCUCUCCCUCCUCGUCUCCCUCCUCGUCUUUGGCCUCGACUCCGAAGGCAGAUGUCUCCUCCUCUGGCUCCCUCACCCUUCCUGCGCAGUCUCCUCAUCCCGUUCACAGAAGUUCUUCCACGCGUUCUUCCUCUUCUCCCUCUGCUGUCUCUUCUUCUGUCGCGUGUGCGUCUCCCGCUUCGACCUCCUGGUCCCCCUCCUCUUCUGUCUCCGUCGUUUCGCCUCGCACGCUCUUGGUGGCUGUUGGCUGCUCGGCUGGCGCCCUCCUCGUCGGGAUGCUCCAUCGAACUCCUCGCCCCCACAAGAACUCACCUGCUCGCCAGCCUGUCGGACACAGGCAAGCUCCCUUUCUCUACUCCUCUCCGUCUUCCUCUUCUCCUUCUACGUCUUCGUCUUGUGUGUAUGCUGAGGGAGGUCAGAGGAAUGUCUCGCGCGCGCCUUGGCAUGCGCCGGCACAGGGCGCCUGCAGCCGAUUCCGAGGCAGUGGAGAAGUCGGAGAGGAGGAGAGCGAGUUUUCCUUCGAGGUGCUGUGGUGCAUCAAUGGAGAAUGCAUGGACGGCUGGCGGGUCGACAGCCUUGCUCUUUUUCUCGAUGCGGGCAUCCUCGUCGCCACACACGACUUCUCGCGCGCCUUCGACCUGCGGUCUGGGGUGUGUCUGUCCCAGUUCCCCGCGCCGGCCUUCCGCUUCUCAGACGCUGCUCUGCGGUGCGCAGAGGCGAGAGACUCUCCCGCAGAACAAUCGACGGAAGACAGAGAGCCUGCAGGAGGCAACAGGAGAAAUACCUGCCGCGACAGAAGAGAAGGAGACAGAGGCCGAGAGAGAGAAGAUGGCGGCGGCGAGAGAGGAAACAGCGGGCGAGGGAGAGCCGGAGAGACAGUCCCAGUUGCGGCGACUGUGGGGGGAGGAGGGCGGCGUAUCGUGUAUCUGUCAAUCAACCGAGAAGCGUCAGAACGCCAUGCAGGCCAUGUCGACUAUGUGCUCGAGAGCGUGGAUUUCGCCCCUCCGUCUUCCGCGCCUCUCCCUUGCGAACUUCUGUCUCCCUCCUCGUCCGCCGCUGAUUCGUCUCUUUCCCCCUGGAAGGAAGAUCACGAAACACCGGAAACAGCCGUCGGAGACGCUCGGGACCGGCCUGGUGUACAUACAGCGGAGGACUGCACGCGCUGGUGGCGCUCCUGCCGCGGGUGUCGCGCCGCCCCUGGGAACCUUCGGGAAGCAGAAACGGGAGAGUUAUUCUGCUCUCCGCUCUGCUUCGAGGCAUCGCAGUGCACUUGCGCAGGUGAUUCGAAGGCAGACACUACGAGGAGCUGUGCAGCCGAGACCUCGCCGCUCGUGUGA